AUGUCUUCCUACGCCGACACUUACACGCUCAAACCUAUUACGGAUAUCUUCACCAGCGAUACAGACUUUGACAGAAGAGAAUGCAAGCGCACAGUACCAAUGAAGGUCCUGAUUCUGGGACUGGGCCGAACUGGCACAGCUUCCAUGCGAGCGGCCAUGAAGCAACUCGGCUACGUUGACACAUACCACAUGAUGAACGCCUCGAUAGAAAACCCGCCCGACGCCCUGCUAUGGAUGGACGCUCUCCGGGCCAAGUACGACGGCGUCGGCAAGCCGUUUACGCGCGAGGACUGGGACAAGCUGCUGGGCAACUGCCAGGCCGUGUGCGACUGGCCGGCGGUGGCGUUUGCAAAGGAGCUGAUUGAGGCGUACCCCGAGGCCACGGUGGUGCUGACGUGCCGGGACGUGGACUCGUGGCACGCCUCGACCAUGCGGACCGUGUGGUGGCGCGUCACGGAGCCCGAGCUCAAGUGGCUGUCGUACGUGAGCUGGGCCGCGCGCAUGUACCAGCCCAUGCUGCAGAAGUUCUUUGACUCCUUCUUCGAGGGCGAUUUCCCCAACCGCGGCAAGGACGUCUUCUUGCGCCACUACGACGAGGUCCGCGCCCUCGUGCCCGCCGACCGCCUGCUCAACUACAAGGUCGCCGAGGGCUGGGAGCCGCUGUGCGAGUUCCUCGGCGACGCCAUUCCCAAGGGCGUGCCGUUCCCCAAGAUCAAUGAUAACUCGGACUUUGUCGACCGCUCCCGCCGGCGGAACCGCAUGCAAAUGUACAAUGUGGCGCUGCAGUUUGUCAAGAAUGCCGUCAUUGUUGGUUUGGUGCUAUACAUUAUUUGCACAUUGCUCGGAUUGAGCCUAUAG
Messenger RNA from Pestalotiopsis fici W106-1, 858 nucleotides. RefSeq lists its product as uncharacterized. Lineage: Eukaryota; Fungi; Ascomycota; Sordariomycetes; Amphisphaeriales; Sporocadaceae. The transcript is spliced from 2 exons. The record is from RefSeq and is a predicted model, not a curated record. The coding region runs from base 1 to 858 and encodes 285 amino acids.